Messenger RNA from Apis cerana (Asiatic honeybee), 4379 nucleotides. RefSeq lists its product as uncharacterized. Lineage: Eukaryota; Metazoa; Arthropoda; Insecta; Hymenoptera; Apidae. The record is from RefSeq and is a predicted model, not a curated record.
UUGUUUUUUCUUUUAUUUUUUUUUUUAUUUUUCAAUCAAAAAUUCUAUAAUUACUAUUUCGAAUUGCUAAUUAAUUUAUAUUAUUUGUAUUUAUAUUAUUGAUUAUUUCGUUAUCAUUAUAAUUAAUUUAAAAUAAUUAUUAUUUCGUAUAUUUAUUUCUUAAUUUCAGGAGAAAAUAACCAUUUCAUUUUUUAUAUGGUGCAUAUAAUUAAAAUUUAUAUUAAAAUAUAGCAUUUAUAUUAAAAUUUAAUUUAAUUAAUUUAUAUUAAAUCAAUUGCAUCAUUUUUCUUUUAUAACAUUUAAUUAAUUCGAAUCAAUAUAUAAUAUAAUAAAAUCUUUAUAUCCAAAAACAAAUAAUACAAUACAAUACGAAUAAAUAUGAUAACAAGGAGGAAAUUAUUAUGAGGAAAUUAAUACCCAACUUUUUGAAGUCGUAUUUCUUCAUAUUCAUUUUCUUAAAUUUCUAUAAUAAUACAUUUGCAUAAUAGUAAUUUUUAAAUAAUUUUACAUAAAUUUAUACACAUUUAAUUAAUAUUUCGCGAUAUAAAUCAGCAUUAAAACCAAACCUAUAGUGCGUAUAAAACUUUGGUAAAAUUAAUACUCACAAUAAUAAUUUUAAUUUCAUUCUUUGGUUAGAAUGAUGCCAUUAUUGUUUCGCAGUAAGUGUUUUCUAGAUUAUCAAUUUCAAAUUUGAAUCUAAAAGUCAAAAUUUUUCUCUGUAUGACUCUUACUCUGUAAUACGUUGAAAAAGUGUUUACAGAAUUCUAAAAAUUUUUUUCAAAAAAUUCAGAAAAUUAAAUAUUUUUUUAAAUAUUUAGUGAUCAAAAAUAAAUUCUUUUAAAAUUUUUGUUAUUUCUAUUUAAUAUUUUUAUUUUAUAUAUCGGACUAUUGCUUAUAAUUUAUAUUCUCAAUUGAUUUUAUGACAUUUAUUUUGUAAUAUUACAUAAAUUUAUACAUGUUUUCUAUCAUAUGAUAAAAUUGUACUGAAUUUUCGGACAUAUUUCACAUUUCAUUAUUUUACAUAAAUUACAUUUGCGUAUAAUUUCGUUCAAAAUCAAAUUAAAAACAAUAACAUGCUCGUUCAAGUAUAAUAAUUGCGUUCUACAAAAUAGUUUAAAAUGACGAUUAUUUAUAUAAUAUGAAUAGCAUUCACUAUCUAAAAAUUACUUUAGACAAUAAUUAGUGAAUAUUAUAAUACAUUAAUAUCUUUCAUAUAAAAUCACUUAUAUAUUAUCACUCAAAUCGAACAUAUCCUUCUUUAUUGUUCUCUUCCAAUUUCUUCGUCACUCCUUUUGAAUACGAAGUAUUCGAAAUAAAUGAUACAAAUAAGAAAAAAUUUUUCUUGUAAGAUAACUGGAAGAUAUUAUUCAUCGUAACAAACUUCCAUUUUCUCAACAUUUGGAACAGAAGGGGGAAAAAUAAAGAAAAGAAUGAAGGAAUAUGAAACACGACAUUAAAGAUUAAUAAUACAAACAAGAAACUUGAAAAGUAUAAUUUUCUCGAAAUCAAUACCUAUUAUGAAAAAUCUUUUUGCAGAAGAUAUACAUAAAAUCGAUCGAUUGUAAUUUACUGCAAUUUUUAUAUAUUAUACUAUUAUUAUUAUAAAAAAAAUAAUACUAUGAAAAUACAAGAGAGAAAAAUACUUGCGUAAAUAAUAUAUCAAACCGAGGUAUAGUCGAAUGAUUCUUUGAAUUCUACGUGACAGUCGAUAUUUGACUAGAAAGAUGGACGUGUUCGACAAACACUAUCAUAGUUAUCGUACUGUAUUGAAAAUUAUUGGACUAUGGCCGUACAAUAAUUCAAUUUAUGUGUGGAUUCAGAGAUUAUUACUAUUGAUAUUGUUUUUUGGCAAUAUAAUAUUUCAGGUGACGAAAAUUAUAAUUUUUAUUUAUAUAAUUUAUUGUAUUUUUAUUUAAAUAGUUUAAAUAGAAUAUUAUCUAUUUGUUACAGCAUAUUAAUACUCUUUUCUAAAUUAAUAAUAUUUAUUGUAUUAUGUUUAUUGUAUUAUAUACAUAUAUUAUAUGCAUGAAAUAAUAAUAUUGAUAUAUUAAUAUUUUAAUUUUAUGAUUAAAAAUUAAGUUUUGAAAAAAUGAAUAUUGGAAGUAGAUUUUAGAAUUUCUCUAUCAACAUAUAUCUAUAUUUAACAAAAAAAAAAAAUUAAAGAGUAAAAUGUAAUUUUAUAUUUUUCAAAUAUUUGUAUAUAUAAAAUAAUCUUCUUUUAUAAAUUGAUUCUAUCUAAUCAAACGGCAAUUUCAUUUCGAAAAAUUAAAUUUGAUAUAUUUACCUAAAAAAUUUCUUCAAAUCUAUUUUUCUCGAAUUUUUUCGAAAGAAAGAUUCAAACGACGAAAAUUUAUUAUAUUUUUUUUGUUCAAUCUGUUUAUGUAUGCUAUUUGACUAAAUUUUAUAUAAAAUAUAUAUAAGAAAUAUAUAUAUAUAUAUAAAUAUAUGUAAAAGAAGCAAUAUCUACCAAAUUUACAUUUCUUACUUCUAUUUGUGAUUUUAUUUUUGUUUUCUAACAUUAAAAACACGAUUAAAGUAUUAUCGUUAAAAAAAUUAAAAAUUUUUUAAGCAUUAUUCUAAUCAACAAAUAGAAUAUAUUUUUAGAUUGUGUCACUUUUAAGAUCCGAAAUUACGUUACGAAAUUGUAUUUUAAUAUUGUCUAUAACUUGUCCAAUGAUAAUAAUUUCAUUACGAUAUAUAUGUUUUAUAGUAUUUUUUCCUAUGGUAAGUAAAAAUUAAAUUAUUUUAAACUUUUUCAUGGAAAAAUAUUUUCUACCUCUUAUUUUAUUUGAUAUAGAUAAAAUAUUUAUUUCAUCAUAUGCGUAUGGAGGAAAAUAUAGCACAAGAUUCAAUAGAAAUACGAAUACGAACAAAAUGCAUCAACGAUUCCUGUCAUAUGAUCGACAUUUUUCUCUGGAUGAUUUAUGCAAUUUUUGCAUUGUGCAGUAUAUUAUUAUUGUGUCCUAUAAUAUUGGAUUUUAUAAUGCCUUUGAACGAAUCUCGUAUACAUAUCGUUCAUUAUAUUACUAUAUUUUCUGAUAAAAGAAUCACAUAUGUUGAUAUUCUAUGCUUGAAUUAUAUGUUCCUUAUGAUAUUUCUAGUAUUAUCUGAAAUGGGUACAGAAUCAAUACUUGGACUUUAUAGUUAUCAUAUAGGCGUGUUGUUUAAAAUUAUUAGCCAUCGAAUACAAAAGAUUAUCGCGUAUUUAACUAUGUUUAAUCUUUCAUCGAAGCAAAUUGACUUGAAACUCGCAGAGCUUUAUCGCGUGGUGGAUAUUCAUAACCAAGCUAUCCAGUUGACUUAUCAAUAUUGUGAUAAGUAAUUCAGGAAAACAAUAUAUGAUAUCCAGUCUUUUACUCGUGAUUUCGAUGGCUAUAAAUCUGCAUCGAGCAAGUAUCUUUUCUUUAUUUCAUUAAUUAAUCUUUUGAAUUACAUAUUUACAUUUACAUAUUUAUAUAAUUACAUAUUAUACAAAAUAAUAUUUUAUUGUUUGAAAGCUGAUAGUUUUGAUGACUCUUCGAUUUGUCUAAGUGAAAGCUUUUUCCAGUUCUUAAAUCCUCCAUUUUGUGUUUUUUUAAAAUAGAAUUAUGUUUUUAUUAAGGAGAAUCGUAAUCUAUUUCGAAAUAAAUUUAUUGCCUUAUUUAUUAAUUAUUAAUUAUUAAUUAUUUUUGAACAUCAUUCAAGGUUAUUUAUUACGUUAUUCGAUUUUGUUAUCAUUAAUUUAGAAGAUGAAUGUAGAAAAUAUUCCAAUAUUUUAAUAGCUUUGUAAAUCGAUAAUGAUUUAUUCUGUUUCUAAAUAACAUUCUAUUCUUUUAAAAAGAUUAGAAUUAAUUUGGGAAACAUCUUUUAAACAAUUCAAUUGUUAAUUCUUCUUUAAAAACUUUUUUAAAAAUUUUAUUUAUGUAACUAAAAAAAAAAUUUAAAUGUUAUGGAAUAAAAUUAUAUUGAUAAAUCAUGUCAAUGAUUUACUUCAAUGAAAAACAUUUUCCACCUAUCAAUAACGCAAAGUUUUAACAAUUAUAAGUGAUUUUGAAUGAUUUUCAUAGAUCAACGUAAUUGGGACAAUGAAUUUAACAUAAAAUUACAGUCCUGGUUUUAUUUAAAAAAAAAAAAAUUAUCCUUAGAUUUCAAAUACAACAAAUUUUUUUAAUUAAAUAUAUUUGAUGCUUGAUCAUUAGACGAUUUCUUGAAAUACAAGUUUUAUGUGCGUUAUUUUUUUUUAAAUAAUGCAUAAUUUAGUAGAAAUUUUAUUAAAAUUUAUUAAAAUAAGACAUUGUAUAUAGGCAAUCUUGUAUAAAAUUUUUUUGAAUUUUUUUUAAUUUUGUGAAACAUAUUAUAAGAGAGACUGCGAAUUUAUAAUAAAUAAAUAUAUCAAUAAA